GUUAAUAUGGAUCCAGCCUAUUCGACUAACAAAGACGAUGCAUCAGUCUAAGCGAGAGCAAGGAGGAGAAGGAAUGAUCAAAGUAGUAGGGAUUAUACAUGUGGAUGUGGGAAGAGCUAUUUAAGUUACCCCGCAUUAUACACCCAUUUGAAGUAUCGCAACUUAUAUACGGAGGCAAAAACAUCAAGGAAGCCCACCUCAAGGGACCACUCAACCUAAUAAUAUGAAUCCAAAGGCAAAUAGGGGCAGACCCAAGAGAGUACGAAUGAUUUUAUUAAUUCAAGUUAGAUGAAAAUGACUUGAAGGAAGGCAAAUCAGACGAUGAAAGAUCAAUUAGCAAUAAUGAGCCAGAUGAAACCAUUGAAUAAGUCCUUCUCUUUCUAGAUAGCAUCGGCAAUUUCAGAUCUGUAAGACUGCAUUAUGAAAUUUCAAGGGCGUGAAGUAUGAAAAAGAAGAAGAAAAAUAAGGCUAUUUGUUGAAUUGCUUUCCCAAGGAUUAUUUUAACAACUCUCUGGAUUAUUCGGCCAUUUAUAACAAUAUUAAGGACAUCACAAAUGAAAGAGUAAAAAAUUGCGGCAUAAUUUCAAAUAGGUAAAAAAUCCAGAUCAGGAUCCUCUUACGAAGGAGGAAAUUGAUAAAGACAAAAACAUUAAGAAAACUUAAAUAAAUAAAAUCUUAGCCUAUUUUCUUGUGGCCAUUGGCCCUCUAUUGAAUGAAGAUGCUUACAAGGAAGUAAGAUUAUGUUUUUGAUAAAGAUGGCUACCUUUAUUGUUCUAUUCUCAAUCGCACUUAAUGAAACGGGUUAUUAGGCCCUCUAAAAUUAUGAAUAAGAAUAAUAUCAGCAAGGAGAUACUGAUAAAAAGCCUUAAUCACUAGUCAAACAAGGUAUGGAUACAUUUAGUAUCAAGACUAAAAUUUGAAUGCAUAUUGCGAAGAAUAAAAUGGUGAACACAUUUUAUUAAUAACAAAUGAAUUUAUUUUGUCAUUUUUACCAUUGAACUUCCCUAAAUUGGGGAACAUAGAAAAAACUUUUAGAAUAUUUGGUAGUCCAGAUGAAAAGUUAAAAAAUGCUGUUUAUGUUACUUAACAUUUAUCUUACUGGUUGUAUGCUAUGAAAUUUACUAACUCAAGAUUAGCUCUAUACACAGAUGAUGAUUAAUGA
Messenger RNA from Paramecium octaurelia, 1162 nucleotides. The record is from the annotation of a GenBank genome assembly. Lineage: Eukaryota; Ciliophora; Oligohymenophorea; Peniculida; Parameciidae.